This is a messenger RNA of Peronospora matthiolae, 873 nucleotides long. Lineage: Eukaryota; Oomycota; Peronosporomycetes; Peronosporales; Peronosporaceae. The record is from the annotation of a GenBank genome assembly.
AUGGCUACUCCUCAGCUUUUCCGAGUCCGCCGGCAACUGAGUCUCGCUCUGUACGGCGAAGUGCUCGAGUGUGAGCUCCCGGGGCACGACAAUUUCGUAGCAGUCAAGUGCAUUUCCCUCACGCGAGCAGCUGAACGUCGAGCCCAAGUCCAUUUGACACGCGAGAUCGACAACCCGUUCCAGGAAGAGCACGUGGCUGCUCUGCUCGAAGCAAAAGGAGGCCACUGCAACGUCGUGCAGUCGUACUUCCACUUUGUCCAUGAUCGGAGAUUGUACCUCGUGAACGAGCUCUGCAGUGGCGGAGAUUUGCACGCGUUCGUAGCGGAACGACUGGACGCCUCGUCGUGUCUAGACGAGCACGAAGUGCUGCCAUUGAUGCAGCAAGUGCUGGCUGGUGUCCACUAUUUACAUUCGACAGUGGGCGUCGCCCAUCGAGACUUGUCGCUCGAGAACGUUUUACUCAGUCGGGGCGUGUGCAAGAUCACGGACUUUGGCGUGUCCACGGAUGCCCGACGGAUGUGUGACGGCGGCCAAGUUGGCAAGGAGUUCUACAUGGCCCCGGAAGUUGUGGCAGGGGACCGGUAUGACCCCACACUGGCGGACGUGUGGUCAUUGGGGAUCAUGUGGUUUGUCCUCCUUACGGGCUCGCCACUGCUCUCUCUUGCCUCGCCUUCAGUCAAAGGGUUCAAGGCUUUGGCACAGUACGGAGUCGGUGCUGUGCUCACGUCGUGGGGGUAUGACGAUCGCCUGUCGAAAGACACGAUCAUAGUGCUGGAAAAGAUGCUGGAGAUUGACCCUCGACAGCGCAUUUCACUGGCCCAAGUGUUAGCGUAUCCGAUUUUCAACGAUGUAGUCGAAGUCAAGCUGUCGUAG